CGAGGGCAGCAGGGGAUCAAACAGGGCCGGUGUCACCGCUAAUGAUAGCCAUUAUACAGCUCGUCAGCGGCGGACAUGGGGCUCCCUGUUACCAUUAAAGUCAAUUUUCGGGGGAACGUGAAGAGGUUUCUGGCUCAGGAUUUGGACAAAUUGGAGUGGGACUCGGUGGAAGCCUGGAUAAAGGCAUCAUUCGGAAUCAAUCACUUUCAAGUAAAGUACUUUGAUGAAGAUAAUGAAGAGAUUUGCAUAAACAGUCAAGAUGAAUAUGAAGAAGCCAUUAAGAGCGCAGACAAGCAGGGGAACCAGUUGCACAUGAACGUGUACAAGAUGAAAGGCCAGGCCUGCGGAGGCCCGCUGAAGACGGAGGUGAAGGAGCUGAAAGGAGACCUCCGACCCGCUCCUCCUUACCCAUCAAGGGUCAAGACGGUGGACAAAGGCACACAGGUCACCCCCGAGAGAGAGGCUGCGAGGAACCAGAUGGAAUCUCCUCCUCUUCUUCCACUUGUCGCUGUGAAAGACAGCAAAGGAAGCAAACAAGAAGAUCCUCCCAUGUGGUUCAGAUCAUACAUGGAGAAGUUUAAAGACGAGGUGGUGAAGGAGGUAGUGGAAAGGAUGUGCAAUGACUUUUCUGGCCAGUGCUGUACUCACAAAUCUCCUGAUGGGCCCGGUGAAGUCAUGGGUGCUAGCGGCGGUCCUAUAGGGCCCAGACCAGGCCCCUCCACCUCCACCUCCAACGGCUCUCUUGGCUACACCCCAAACUGCAGCAGCUGCAACAAACUCACCUCUGAAGGGGCUUACAAAUGCAGUGUGUGCCCCUCCUGCAUCCUGUGUGAGUUGUGCAGACAUAGCCAUGACCCCAGCCACAACCUCGUGCGAACCAAGACACCUCUGUCCAUCCCUGAGCAUGGCAUGUCGGGAGAAUUAAGGUUCCCAAGGCGAGGAGACAGGACAGUGCGCAAGGCCGAGCGACAGCGCCUCAAAGCAGAAAGGAGGCAGCUAAGAGCCGAAGUGAAGGAAAUCAAGAAGAAACUGAGACUGGAGAAGAGGGGGCUGCAGUGGAGUGGGCCCUCUACCUCAGGCAGAGCCAACCUGACUAACAUGGCCUCCGCCUCCACCCAGGUCCCAGCCCUGCCCCCCUCCGCUACUUCAGAAACAGCCUCAGGUCCAACCCCAGCCCAAGGUCCCAUCCCUGCCCCGGCCCCUGAUCCCCAGGCCUCCAGUCCAGAGGGUCCCGGGGUCUCGCACACGUCCUUGGUGCCCACUAUGGCUGCCUUGUUUCUGGAUGAAAAUCUGCCUGACGGCACCCGUCUGGAGCCUGGUACCAAGUUCAUCAAAUACUGGAAGAUGAGGAACUCGGGCACUAUCAGCUGGACCUCAGAGACUAAGCUAGUGUUCAUGUGGGGAAACCUCGGCCUGGCGUCAGAGGAGAAGAGGGAGGUGCCGGUCCCCCUGCUGCUGCCCGGACAAGUGGGCGUGGUCAGUGUGGCCUUUGUCGCUCCCGUGAUGGAGGGGACGUACACCUCCCACUGGCGGCUGGCGCACUGCGGGUGUCAGUUUGGCCCACGUGUCUGGUGCAGCAUCGUGGUCGACCCCGGCGACAGCCGCAACGCACUCGAACUUCAGAGCAAACGACUGAAGGAGCAGUUGAGGCCAGUUGAAAAGGAGAAGGAGAUCAGAUCCAAAGACAGCGGCACUGGCUUGUCUGUUGACCUCAGCCAUGAAGACUUCUACUUUCCCUCAGUCGACCUGCUGACCGCACAGGAUCUAUUGUCAUUUGAGUUGCUGGAUAUAAAUAUUGUGCAAGAGCUGGAGAAGGUUCCCAACAACACACCUGUGGAUUUGACACCCUGCAUAUCACCUCUGCCCCAUGAUGCCCCUGUGUUGGAUAAGCCGGCCAUCGCCUCGCAGAUAAAAGAUCACUUAGAAGUCACAGGGGUCAGAAAGCUUUUUGGAGUGAAGCUUGGGCACCAGAGGGAGCUGUUGGAGCCAGUUGCACCAGAAGAGGAGAAGGAAGAGGAGAUCAGUGGAGCUCAGUUCCUCUGUGAGACUGUCAUCCGGUCUCUCACUUUGGAGGAAGCCCCCGACCACAGACCCUUACGCAGAGCCCAGCACAGCACCUACAAACCACAGGUUGUUUCUCGGGGCCCCAGCUUCUACCUCGAGAGAGCUGUGGUGACUGAGAAGGCGGAGGGGGGAAAUGAGGAGAUCUGUUUAGCUCCACUUCCCAUCACAGGUCUCAACCAAACCAGCCAAGAGAUAAGGCCAGCUCUCAUGCUGGAACCAGAGAUUGAAAACCUGCAGGUCAGUUCACAGCAUGAUAACGAAGAUGAAGAUGAAGAGGUCGUGGUCUUGGACGACAUGCAAAACAUGACGGAUACUCAAGAAGAGAAGGAAGGUGGAACUAAAGGUGAAGACUGGGAUGAGGUCAGCAGCCAGACCUCGUCAGUCUCCUCCUGUGACGAUUACAUCAUUGUCCUCCCAGACUGCUUUGACACCAGCCGUCCUCUGGGGGAGUCCAUGUACAGCUCCGCCAUGUCGCAGCCUGACACUGCUGUCGCUGUGACCUCAGCCAGCCCCGACCAACAACAGCAGCAGCAGGAGGAGGAGGAGGAGGAGGAGGUGGAAGAGGAGGAGGAGGAGGAAGAGGAAGAGGAGGAAGAAGGAGAAGAAGAAGAGGAAGAGUCGGACAGGGAGGCACCACCCAUAGAGAGGCAGGAGCAGACGGAGGAGGAGGUGGUCGCUGCCGAGAAUACCUCAUUGAAAACUUGGCCCCUGUGUGUCCCCCCCCCAAUCCACAGCAGUGUGAACCAGAUGCUGUGUGCUUCCCAAACUCUGGAUGCUGUGACUCUCACCCCUGAAGUGGUGCCACCUCCAGUUCUGCCCGACCCCCUCCUGCCCCCACCGGCCCUCUACUCACCCAGAUCUGAGGCACUGUACUUAGCUGAGGAUCCCAGUCCUCCAGUCUGUGAAACCUAUGAGCCACAACAACCGAGGGUCCACUUAAAUGUAUCAUCUGGUCUGUCAAGAUCUGCAGGCUCAGCAUCCAGUGCCUUUGAGACAUAUAACCCCAGACCCAGCAACGCACUGCUGCCAAGGGGCCAAGGAGGCAUCACUGAGGGAUUUGUCAAGGGGGCCCUUUCUGUGGCAGCAUCCGCUUAUAAGGCUCUCUUCACUGGACCAAACUGUUCAAUACAGCGAGGCAUCGACCCAGCCACCAGACAGGACCCUUCCCUGAUGGCCAUGCUGCUGGAGAUGGGCUUCAGAGACCAGCGGCUCAACCAGCGUCUGCUGAGGAAGCACGGCUACAGCCUGCUGCACACCGUCAACGAGCUGGUGCAGAUGGCCGAGGAUAGCCAGAACCGAGCUGUCGACACUCAGCACUGAGGGAAAGAAAGAAAGAAAGAAAGAAAGCUGUGCGAGAGAGAGAGAGGGGGCCUACUGUGAGGCUGUAAUAGGAAGUAAUUUCUGACUUGAUUUGACCUUUUGACCUUUCUUCACCCUCUUAAUCAUAAUGUAAAGAGAAUAUUUAGAUUAUGAUCUGUGUAUCGCUCAGCCUUCCUAGUGUUUGGUUUUAUUCUGAGUUAUCAGAAGCCGACUGAAAAAGAAUAUUUAUGAUUAAAUGUCAUUGAUUUUUUUUAUUUUAUUUUGAAAAGGUGGAUUGUUAAUUUGGACCAAGACGUAAUGACGCUUAUAGGAGAAUUAUUAUAUCACUUGAAAUAUGAAGAAGAAGAAAAAAAAACAUGGAACAAAAAUGAUAAGAGGGAGAGUUUAUUUUUCCAUUCUCAGACGUGAUUUAAAGAGAAGAGAAGAGAAAGAAGCAUUCAUUGUACAGCUUCUCCUGCCUUUGCCUAUAAUUUUAAAUUAACCAUAUAAAAAACACUAUUAGAUUAUAAUGGAUUGUGGUUAACCUUGCCCUUGUUUUACCUGGGCAGUAGAGCUUUAUGUGUGGGUUUAAAAAAAAAAAAUUAAAAAAAGGAGAGGGACAAAAGUGUAAAAGUAUUUCAACUCUUCAUCUUUAGUGUUCGUAUGGCUGUCGUAGCUGCUUCCUCCUGGCUCGGAGAAACAUUUUUAGGACAUCUUUUGACGGGGCUUGGCUAGAUAAUCCUCACAUGUGUAGAACAGUGAAGAUGAAUAUCGUUGAAUGUCAUAUAUAAAAAGAUAUAAAAAUGUUCUGAAAAGCCCGCUGUUAAAUUUUAAAGGUGAUGUUAAUGAAGCUAUAGUGGGGGCAGGGCAGGGGGAGGGGUCAGCAGGGGUCAGCAGGGGUCAGCAGUGCAGUAGUAGGAACAAACAAAUAAGACAUGUAAGACUUUUUUCUCGAUUUUUCUCGUAGUGAAAUCUGCCUAAACAAUGCAAUCUUUUUCUGUAUCAGAGUACUGUUAUUUUAGACGUUGACAUGUGGAAUGUAUUACAAGAAGAAAAAAAAAAAACAACAAAAAAAAAAAACCCCACCGUCUGGAGCGGGGAUCGCCUGUUCACCACGUUCGCCCCGUUCCCCCGUGGACACACACAGACAACAACACACAACAAGAUGUUUUCUACCGCUUUUUAGGAGUUUUAGGAGACACCUGCAUGACAGGUAGAGGCUUUAGAGAUGAGUCGUGUUCUCGUGGUCUUAUCUUAGCACAGUCACAGUGGAUUAAAAAAAAAAAAAAUAAGAAAAAAAAAAACAUAAAAUAAUAAUAAUUAAGAAAAGGAAAUUAAAAAAAAACCCUACAAAAUAAAAGUCUGCUUUCUUCGCGUCAUGGUUUAACACCCCUGCCUGCAUUUCUUUAUCCUCGUCAUCCGACUAUCCGACCAUCCGACCACCAACUGAAACUUUAGAGUAUUUUUUAGAGCUAAUCCAAACUGAGAUGUCUCUAAUCAACACAUUCCUCAAAUCUCUCAAAUCUCUCUUUAGUGGAACCAAGUAUAUUUAAUUUCAUUUUGCCUUCUAUUGAUGAAAAUGAUUAGUUUACUGAAAUAUACAUAUGGUGAUUUGACAUUG
This is a messenger RNA of Scomber japonicus (chub mackerel), 4984 nucleotides long. It is a transcript of the gene nbr1a, whose product is annotated as NBR1 autophagy cargo receptor a. The record is from RefSeq and is a predicted model, not a curated record. Gene Ontology annotation, biological process: macroautophagy. Gene Ontology annotation, cellular component: phagophore assembly site. The transcript has 22 exons. Gene Ontology annotation, molecular function: ubiquitin binding. NCBI's taxonomy places the organism in Eukaryota, Metazoa, Chordata, Actinopteri, Scombriformes, Scombridae. Bases 76 to 3384 code for a protein of 1102 amino acids.